Molecule: messenger RNA, 7723 nt
Organism: Micropterus salmoides (largemouth bass)
Lineage: Eukaryota; Metazoa; Chordata; Actinopteri; Centrarchiformes; Centrarchidae
Gene: shroom1
Product: shroom family member 1
Exons: 10
Coding region: 462-5210 (1582 amino acids)
Biological process (GO): actin filament organization
Cellular component (GO): apical junction complex; adherens junction; cortical actin cytoskeleton
Molecular function (GO): actin filament binding
Source: RefSeq, a predicted model, not a curated record
AGGUAAGCUAACUGCGAGGGAAGGAAAAGGAAAGCUCAUUACCGGUGGAUGCGAGGCACACGCAAGGCAGCCACAAACACACACACACACACACACCCACUCAAAGUGAAUUUCGCCCACCUGUUACUCUUUCGAGAAGAGGAAACACAUCAGAGAGAAACAAGGACUAACAACUUGAAAAACGGGAAGUGAAUAAGCAGAUGGAAAUCAGGAAGCACAGCGACUUAGACUCAAAGUUUGGGAGCUGCUGAGCAGUCCGUUUCAAGAGGCUUAGAAUCAACAAAAAGGAGGCAGGAAAAUGACCUAAUUAGCAACGAGCAUGACGGACAACUUGGCGCAAAUGUGUUGGUGGUAAUUUCCCCAGUUUCACCCACAAGGAAGACACAUGCAUCAGUGCGCAUACACGUACGACACAUUCACAAACCCUGCCCUUCCCUUCCUGCCAUCCGCCCCAGUCCUCCAUGGAUUCCUACAACUUCCACUUUGAGAGAAUGAGCAACGUGGAUCUGCAUCCUCUGAGCCAGCCUGUCAGCCGGCUCUCCCCUGCCAAGUCCAACAGCAGCAUCGCUGACCAACUUGCCCAUCACCAACACGGGAAAGGAGACUCUGCGUACAGCUCCUUCUCUGGUGGGUCCACUGCCCCAGACUACUCCUCUACCUUUCUCACAGACGACCUACAGUCCAACUCCUUCAGCCACUAUGCUGAUCUUAAGUAUGUAAAGUCCAUUUACCAUCCGACCAAGGAUCUGCAGUCUGACUCGAAGAACAUGGACCAGCUCUAUCGCUCUGUGGAAGCUAUCUCACAGCAGUAUCGCAAUAAUACCAGCACCAGUCUAAACUACCACAAUGGCAGUGGCAGUUUCCACACCAAUAACAACAAAGCACACUCUAAAAAAGAGAUGCAAGGUGCUUGCCCUCUUGUCUGUCCUCCUCCAGUCCCAGCACGCCUGGAUAGUUUCAUAGCCACAAAAAAUUUGGAGAACAGCAGGGUCCACCACCAAGGUACUGAGUUUCAACCCCAGCAGCCACAGCCUCAGCAACAGCCCAGAUCCCACAAUCGGUUGCAUCCACAGCCCCAUGGUCCAAAUACCCCAAGAACUGAGACGGCUAACCCAGAUACAGGCAACCCAAGCUUCAAUUCUGACCCAGUGUACUCAGUGUGGAGAGGCUCUCAACAGCCACAGGCCCAGAAGCCACCAGCCUACCGCCUCCACUUCCAGCCUCAUGAUCAGACCAGAAGCUUGAACCCAGAAUACCUGUUCAUCACGGAUAACAAAUCAGCCUCUGAGCAGCAGAAGUCAACAAACAUCUUAAGCCGAUCACCUCCCCGAGGCACAAACCAGCCUGAGCACCUGAAACCCACACAGCCCUCAAGCAGUGGUGCAUGUAAUGGAGACUAUCAAAACAAGACCGGUGAGCGCAAAAGGGAGGACUCAGCUCAUGAUUGGCAUGGUUCAGAGGCAACUCGACCUGCCAGUCCUUGGAAUGCUAGUCAGAGUUUUAUAAACAGCAGCAUCCAGCAUAAGGGUCAAUUCUACUUUGUCACUGGAGUGUGUAAGCUGUCUGAAUCUGGUAAAAGGACACACUCUGCUGUGUGUGGGUCUGAGGCUGGGAGUGAGAGCUCCACUUGGAGCAAUGAGACACACCGGCUAACAGAAAAAGAAAGAUCCCACAGCACAAUGGAUAAUUUGUUUAGACCUCACCAAGAGAGCUCUUGCACUUCCAGCGGUAUGAUUCCAGAUGAGAGAGAGGCUUUCACUCCUGUGUCUCAGGGCAAGGACCUGUCCCCUAGGAGCCAGGAGAAUCACAGACCUUCCCUCAUCUUGACACAGUCCUCUCAAAGCUGUGACGCCUCAGAAGAAAUCAACAUGAUGCAGAGUCGAGAGAUUGGUCGACAUACUGCCGACAACCCAAUAUUCUACUGUGGACCUGACAGAAACUGCCCACCACAUUCAACCACACAAACAAAGGAGGUCGAUUCACUGUUAAGCAAUGAACAGCCCAACCACCCCAACAGAGAGGAGAAAGUAAGGAGAGGGAAACAGCAACCAUUGGAGGAUGUAGACAGCAAGAGGAUAAACAAAGAAACAACCCCGCUUCUGUACCACCUCACUGAAGUCCUGUUACGGAAUAAAAGAGAUACUAAUGUCAACAUAAAAGACAAGGACGCAAUUCUAAACAAAACAGCUCAUGGAGAUGUGGCUGUUGACAAUAAUGAGAGAUCUCCACAAGAUGACACCAGCAAGAACGAUAGAGGGGAAGUUGGCUCCAUUGCCUGUAACACCCUGGAUGACUCAUUUACAAAGUACUAUAAAGAGAAGCUAAAGGAUGCCCAGUCUAAAGUCCUAAGGGAGACGUCAUUUAAAAGGAGGGACCUGCAGCUGUCAUGGCUAUACCGUAUCAGGCAAAAGUCUGAACAGAGGCUUCAGGUGAGUCAUACUGUCUCCUUAUCACAGGACUCUGAGACUUCCACAGACACACUCACUCCCUCUGUGACCUCUGAGGAGACAGAGAGGGGGAGCAAUAAAGAAGAAGUCAGGGAGAAUCAGAAGGAGAUGCACAAAGAGACUGAAAAGGAAAACGGUAGGCCAGCAAAUGUGGCCCAGCCCCAGACAGCCCGCAUCAGAGGCAGGAAGCGAUUGACUCCAGAGCAGAAGAAGAUGUGCUACUCUGAACCAGAGAAACUCAACCAGCUUGGUGUUGUCCCCAUCCACUCUGCUUGCCGCUCAUUUGGCAACGAAAGUGACGACGUGUUUGAAUGUGAAGGAGAGGAACGUGUUCAGCGAGGAGAGCUGGGACUGGUUGCAACACGGAGGAAGAUGUUUGAGACAAGAAGUCGAACGCUUUCAACUCCUAGCACUUUAAAGACAAACUUAAAACAUCUGCAACACAAGGCCCUGGUGGAGUACAUGGAGCGUAAGACGGGCCAUAAAGUGGCUGAGCCACAACAACCAGCACCUCUGUUACCACGUCCAUCCAGACAGAGGCAUUCUCUGGGAGAGAAACCGUUUGACUGGGGUCCCAGGCCUCUAUCAGGAAAUCAUGAAAGCAAAAACACUAAGAGGAAACCCCACAGACCCCACUCUGCAGGUCGCAUUCUGGAUUCCUCCAGCAGCUCCAUCAGGUAUGCCCAGUUCUUCUCAGAUCAGUCUUGUUCAGGCCAAUAUGCUGGCCAGUCGAAUCAGCCAAGAUGGAGGGUGAGCCACGGUCCAUCUCAGGGGAUGUCUGCCUCAGUGGAGAGUCUAUUGGAGCAGCCAGAAGCACCCAGUUUCUUCAGGAACAGAUCCACGUCCAUACCACAUGUAUUUGAGGCACAUAAUUUUAAGAAGCAUCCAUCACCAGUUAAUACUAUGGAAACCCAGAGUCCCCAGAAGGAUGCCACUGAGGACUCCUCAGUAAAGCCAGCCCCACAGGGUCAGGAGUGUGUCCGUGUGGUUGCACAGAGGGGGAUGUCCAUGGAAGAGCUCGGGGAAUCAAAGUUAACAAGACCAUCAGUCCUGAGUAGAAGUUCUGAACAGCUGGAUCAACUGUGGAGGUAUUCGACUGGACCAGGAGGACCGGACAGAGACAAGAAGAGUGAUAAAUUCUUUUCUGUAGUCAGAGAAGCCCAGUGGCAGAACAGAGGGAGGAAGAAACAACAUGUAACAGAGCAAGCGGGACAAGAACCAGAGAUUGUUGGUCAGAAGAUCACUCAGGGACAAACCCAAAACCAAACCCAGAAAAGGUCUUUGUUGAAGAAGAUCUCUGAACCAGGAGAGGAUGCCACAGUAGGAACAAGGAACUCCAGUAGAUCCACCUCCCCAGCUUUCUGUUCCUCUUCCCGGGCCAGGGUUCCCUCUGAAUGUCAUAGCCCUGUCAGAGAUGAUGAUGAAUUCAGGUCCAGUAGACCGCCCAGUGAGACUUCAUCCAACCCACCGUCCCCCGGAGGUCUAGAGACCAGUAAGAGGGAGAUCAAAUCCACCGCAUCCACACCAACCCAGACUAAUCUUCCUUUUGAAAACAGGCCUAGCUCCAGUAGAUUCAGGACUUCUCCUUCUCUGACUGGAUCAGAGAAAGAGCGGUCGGUGGACGAACCAAGCAAUGACGCCCCGCCGCCUGAUUCAAUCCACGAAGUGUCUCUGAGCUGCGGCGUCACCACAGAUCUGUCGCUGUGGAUUAUCCCUCCAGAAGACGAGAUCAAAGAGGAAGUCCAGACUUCACCGCUGAAAGGCAACGAUUUUGACGACGAGUCCAGCAGCUCGGCCCAUCCAACACAGACAAGUGAAACCCCUGUGUCUACCCGCACCUCUGUCUCUGACACAGACACCAGUCAGCAGGUGGAAGAGGAGAAACCCCCAGAAAUGGCAGAAAACCAGGCGAUGGAGGAGAGGGGAACACCAGAGGGAGAGAACGAGAGCCUGGACAGGCCCGCAGAGAGACCUCAGUGGGAGGAGCUUGUCGAAGCAGUGGUCAAGGCUGACCAAUCACUGGCCAGAGUGCUCUACCCAUUGGCCAAUCGUAAGACCGCUCUGAUGCUGAUGGAGCAGCUGCUGUCAGAGGACACACUGCUGAUGGAGGAGCACUAUAAGAAGAAACAGGAGCAGAAAGAAGCUGCAGAAAGUGCUGAAACGGUCGAAGGUUCAGACGGCCUUAAACCUCCAAGCGCAGACCUGCAGAGCAAAACUGACAUCACUGAGAAGAAGCGUCUGUUAGUGUCCUAUAUUGAGGCGCGUCUGCGUUUGCUGGAAGAGACGCGUGGUGCCCUCCAGACAGAGAUUGAGGAGAACGUGGCCCACGGGGAGGCCCUGAAGGUACUGGUCUGUGAGCGCUGUCUUCCCGUGGAGCUGGAGAGGUACAACCUGUUCAUAGGAGACCUGGAGAGAGUGGUCAACCUGCUGCUGUGCCUCUCUGCUCGGCUGGCCAGGGUACAGAACGCACUGAGCACCGUGGACCAACACACAGAUGCUGAGGAGAAGCAAUCUUUGGACAGUCGCCACCGUCUGCUGUGCAAACAGAGGGAGGAUGCCAAAGACCUGAAGGAUAACCUGGACAGGAGAGAGAACCUUGUCUCGACCUUCUUGUCGCGUCAGCUGUCCGCCGAACAGCUGCAGGACUACCAGCGCUUUGUCCAGACCAAGGCCUCACUGCUUAUCCGGCAGAAGGACCUGGAGGAGAAGCAGAGGCUGGGAGAGGAGCAGCUGGAGGCCCUUUCCAACAGCCUGAAUCUUUGAAGGGAGGAGCAGCGGAAGCACAGACUUCUCCUUUCUCUCUUGACUUGCCUUAAAGGAGGGAUGGCUUGUUCAAAAAAAGACAUGUAGAGAAUUUGGCUGUACUUUUUCUGGCUCAGUUUGCCACAUAGACACACAGUGCCACACAAGUGGUCCAGCUUGUAUCUCUAACCCUUUGCGCCCUGUCAUGGUUUUCUUUUGUCCUUUUUAAAAGAGUUUGGCAGGGCUACUAAGGGAGAACCCAUGCCAUCUGCUCUCCUCUCAUAACUAUAGGCCGUACAUGAGAUGAGCAAUAAAGACUGUUGAGACUGAAGCUCCUUGGCUCAUCCACCGAGUGAGUCCGCUCACCCAGUCUCCACCCAUUGUCGUUCUCAGUCUGCACAAUCUGCGAUGUGCCACUGAAAAGUUUUCCCAAUAUGCUGUAAUGUGUCCGUUACUGUGUGCCUUGAUAUUGGUGUUACUGUGGAACAUUUUCCAUUAGAGCUGCUGGGUGGAAACUUUGUGUCCCCUGUGAGCAUUUCAGCAACUGUCAAUUUUUAUUAAGAUGGUAGUGCUACAGCCCCGUAUCUGCACCUGUGGAAACCUAUUAUAAGCUUUAAGAUUGUAUUUUCACCAGUGAACGAGAGUAGCCUGGGUGGAGGGGGGGGGGUACUCUAUCAUUUCGGUAAAAUGUACAAUAGAUGUAGUAAAUUUAAUUUUUUUUGGUAAUGUUUUUAAAUGUGUUUCAAAUUAAGGCACUAAAAACCAAAAAGGGUGAAUGGAAAAAAAAAGCACUUUGUAAUGAAACAUAAAUGCAUGUUUCUUAAAAUCAGAUUUCGUUUUCAACGUACGUUCAAGUGAAAGCCUUACUCCAUCCAUUUAAAAACAAUAUUUCUAUUUUACUUUUUCUGAUUGUUUUGUCACAGAUUUUAAACAGGAAUGUUGAAAAAAUGUUUUUCUAAAGGUAGCUCAACCAGGAACAUUAAGGAUUGUGUAAAAAUUCUUUUCCAGCUAAUUUCAUACUUAAUGUUAUUAAGUCUUGAUGAUUUCGUGCUGGAUCAGUUCCUCAUACGGAGGUGCUAAACUUCUUUAAAGCAGAUUAUAAGUAAGCAACAAUUAUAUCACAGAGUAUUUUCUCCCUUUGUCGCAGAUGUGACAUGUGAUACUUGAAAACUUUUCUUUAAAGAGGAAAGUCCACAAUCCUCACUAAAACUAAUUUUCUAUUCUCUACCUCCAGUGUAGCCCCUUUUAGACACAUGUAGCCUUUAAGUUUAUUUAAACUUAUUUAGUUUUGUUUAGUUUUUAAAAAGCUCUUCUUGAUAGCCCUGUAUUAAAACACACUCUUGACUCAAAUGCCUUUCCCCCUAAUAAUCUCACGUUUUAAAAAACGCAUCUGUGUUUUCUACAUUAUUUGUCAUUCGUUUUUAUAGUUGUGUUAAUUUCUUUUUACUGAAACUUCAACCAGACACAUUGGAGCUGUUGCUGUACAUCAGAAUAUGUGCAGUGUGUGUGUGUGUGUGUGUGUGUGUGUGUGUGUGUGUGUGUGUGUGUGUGUGUUUGAAAUCAUGAAUGUCUUAAUUUUGUGUGUAGAGAUUAGUUGUUGAACAGAAAGACAGAACUCCUCUCGGUGUUUGCCGUGUACGUUUUCAACAAAACUCCUAUGAAGUCGUAAAGUGAUCAAAAUGUUAUCGUCCCUCAGGAAAUUAUACCUGUUGGCUGUUUUGAAAAAACCCUGAUCCAGUGUCUUGGUUGACUUUUGUGUAUAUGAUAUUUAUGUAAUAAUGACCACAAAGAGGCAGAGCAUCUUUAACAGCCUCUGCAAAAGAUGUAUUCACUAACUCAUAAUGUUGUGGACAGGUUAACCACUAAAAGCAGGUUUUUGCUGAAAGAUAUUUUCAUGUUUUUUUCUGCUAAAGCUUCACCACCCCUAAGGCAUUUCUCUGGAGAUUUACAACUGCCCGUUUCAGUUUUCUAAACAAAUGUAUGUUUGUUUUGGCCUUUGUGCUGACGCAGGGCUGAACGGUUAGAAAGAAUCUCAAGUUGUUCCCUGCAGCCUGCUGGAAUUCCUAAACUAAGCAAAAGAACAACAUUUAGGAGAAAGAAAGACUGAGGGGGGAGAGAGUGAGGAAAAUACUCCCACAAAGGUGCAGCACAUGGAUAAAUACUCAUUUCAGUUGUUGCUAUGUGUGCAUACUAACAAACGUUUGACAACUCCCCCGAGUCAUUCCUUGUUUCUGUCACUCAACAAAAGCAGUGUUUUGUUAAGGUCGCAGGAUGUAGGAUUAUUAUUUUAGUUGAUGAUUUAGUUUCUGGAGUUACAAUGGUACAAACAGGAUCUGUUUUAAAGCCAAGAAGGAAAGACACAUUUCAGUGAGUCCCACCUGGUGGUAUAACAGCGGAGCAUUUCUAAAUCCAUUUUUUCUGCCCUAUUUCCUAUCUGUUUUCUGUUGCGAGUUUGAGUUGUGUUUUGUGCCUGUUUGGAGUUGUAAAUUCCAUGAUGUUUGUAAUAUUGUGAAUAAAUUAAGCUCCCCUCUCCC